UUAGCUCUAUACUAUUUCCUCUUUUUGUCAUGCGUCCAUGACAACAGCUUCACAGGCAGGUGCGCGGAGCCAAGUGGACAGUUCGUUAGCCUCAGGAAAAUCAUUUGGUAAGAUCAUACAGCCUCCAAAAUGCCAAAGGGACGAGGAAGAAAGGACAGUGACAGUGAUGCUGCCACAGAUGAUCAAGGAACUGUUGGGACUUUUGAAACGCUUCGGGAUGAGGGUGAACAUUUUGUUCAUGUUCAACAAUAUGUUAAAGCCAUAGAAAGCUUUUCAAAGGCCCUUGAGAUGAAACCAGAAGACAAAACAUGUCUUGUUGUUCGAGCCAAGUGUCACUUGAUGCUUGGAAAUUCAGAGAAAGCUCUAGAGGAUGCCAAUACUGCCCUGGAUCAAGAUGAAGAUGGGAAAAGAGAUAUUCGAGCUCUCAACAUGAAGGCAGAAGCACUGUAUCAGAAAGGAGACUUUGAAACUGCCCUUGUCUUUUAUCACAGGGGUAACAAACUAAGACCUGAGCUGCAAGAGUUCCGUCUUGGUAUUCAGAAGUGUCAGGAAGCAAUUGAUAAUAGUAUUGGGAGUCCAUCUUCAGUCCAUUUGGAGGCAUCAGGAGAUUUGUCUUAUUUCUACAAGGAUGAAGAGAAACAGAAACAACAGCAGAAAGGUUACACGAAAGUAAGCCAAGCUCAAAAGAAAGAAGAAAGGAAGGAAAGACAGAAGCCGCAAGAUGGUAGCAAUACAAAGACAACCAAAGAGCUUCUGGGACAACUGUAUAGAGAUAAGGAAUACCUGGAAAAGCUCUUUGACAGUUUGUCCCACAGCAGCACUCAGACUGACUCCUAUAUCAAAGGGCGUGCUUGUGAUGGUUUGGAGUAUCUUACGGUCAGGUCAGACUUUUGGAGACAGCAGAAGCCGAUGUACGCUCGCAAGCGAGAUCGCCAGGCCCGCUCCGCUCAUUCUGCGGGACCAAGAGAUCCAAUGAAAUACGUGCUGCAAAAACUUGUUGAGAUUGAUGAAGCUCAAGCUGAAGGCAAAUAUGAAGAAAGCUUAGAAAAGUCAAAGAAAACCCUGAAACGAGUGGAAGAAACAUCUGAAGACUCGCUGAAAAACAAGCCUGAUGUCAUGGCAAAUCUCUACAGCUGCAUGGGUAAUGCAUAUCUGGAAAUGAACAUGUAUGCAGAUGCUCUUAGCUGUCACAAAAAGGACCUCAGUAUUGCAAAGGAUAACAAUCUUGAGGAGGCAGAAUCAAGAGCUUUAGAUAACCUGGGAAGAACUUGUGCAAAAAUGGGUGACUUUGGAGAAGCCAUUGAAAUCUGGAAGAAGAAACUCCCCAAGAGUAAAUCUCCCCUGGAGAGUACUUGGCUCUACCAUGAGAUUGGCAGAUGCCACCUUGAGCUUGGAGAGUACCAGGAUGCCAAAGACUAUGGAGAAAAAUCAUUGGCAGCUGCCAAAGAGGCAGAUGAUGCAGGAUGGCAGCUACAUGCAUGCGUACUUAUUGCUCAAUCAGAAGUUAAGUGUGGUGAGUUGGAAGCUGCCUCAGAGACUUUCACUCGUGCUUUAGAACUGGCAGAAGACCAAGAGGACCGAUCAGCUGAAUCAGCAAUCAAGAAGGCUUUGGAAGAGGUGAAUGACAGGCUUGUGAAAGGAGGCCAAGAGGAUGAUGAGCAGGACAAAGAAGAUGACCGACGCUCACCCGAUAGAGACAGAGAAUCUCCUGCUCCAAAAGGAUCUGAUAAAGAUAAAGAUGGGAAGAAGUCUUCCCCUCGUGCAGAUAGCCCUAAAGAUGAAAAGACGUACGAGGAUGACUUUGAUGCAGAGUCAGUUGUAGAUGAGGAGCUGGAAGAAAAUUCGAAAGGGAAAGACAAGAAAGCUGAGAGUGGGGAAGAGGAAUAUGACAAUGAUAAAGAGAAACCCAGUGCAGAAAAUGAAGAACAGCAGGUUGAGGAAAAAGAAAAUCCGGUUGCCAAAAACGAAGAACCAACAGUUGAUGAUACAGAGGAAGCUGAAACAGCAGUUGAGAGGGAAAGUGAGAAAGAUCUUCAAUUCACAAGAGAUGAAGACAAAGAGAAAACAGAAAGCGAUGAAAAUGAAACAGAGAAAAAUGAAAGCCAUGCGUAACCUGAAACAGUGACUGUAACAUUUGAAAAAUAUGGAGAUGAGACAAAAUUUGAUUUGGUUGAAAUUGUAUUAUUUCUGUUCAACUUGUGAAGAGAAGCCUGUACAAGACAUCGUAAAACAAAAACAAAUAACGUGAUAUGUGAAAAAAGCAGUUUUACAGCGGCACAAGACACUUAUUCUCUGGAUGAAAGUGUGGACUAAACAAGUGAUUAGCUUACGAAUAAGUCCCAAAUUGUACAUAUAUGUCUGUCAGAGCAGGAAUUUCUUUAAAGGAAUUCUAAAGAACAAUAACUGAAUGAUUGAAGAAGAUGUUCAUCUUAUAUUUAUGUUAAAUAACUUAGCCAACUGGUGUAUACAGCUGUGUUAUUUUUACCACACUACGCAAAAUAUGCUGAAAUUGAGUGAUUUUUGUUGAACCAGUGCUAUUUAAAGUAAUCUUAACUUUAAUGUAAGAUUAUUUACAGCAAUUUUGUUUUUAAGUAUCAUUUGAAAUUCUUGUUACCGCAAAGUUUUGUGUUCUUUGAUUGAAAGAGUUAAUGUUGCAUAUGACAAAAAACAUAUAGGCAGAAAAUAAUCAUUCCUUUUAUUGAGUAUAAGAUUUACAAGGUUUCUGACAAAAACAAUUUGUCAUAAAGGCUUUUCUCAACAGUUUUCGUCACAUUACUAUUAAAGCAAUUUCUUUUGCCUGCAAUUUUUACAACGUUGAACGUGUAUCUGAGGAGAUGCUUUUGUCUAGAAAUUAAUCAUAUAUAUAUAUAUAUAUAUGUGCUUUUAUGCUUUUAGUCCUUUUUUUUGUUGCAGAAUAUUUAAAAAUUAAUGCCCGUGAACCUGCAUUAAAAUUCUGACAUCAUUUUGAAUAUCAUAUACUACCGAGAGCAACUGAAUAAAUCUUUAAAUUAA
Aplysia californica (California sea hare) is the source of this 3012-nucleotide messenger RNA. RefSeq names its product tetratricopeptide repeat protein 25. The record is from RefSeq and is a predicted model, not a curated record. The transcript has 16 exons. NCBI's taxonomy places the organism in Eukaryota, Metazoa, Mollusca, Gastropoda, Aplysiida, Aplysiidae. Gene Ontology annotation, molecular function: protein binding. The coding region runs from base 130 to 2112 and encodes 660 amino acids. Gene Ontology annotation, cellular component: cytoplasm.